This is a messenger RNA of Dendronephthya gigantea, 991 nucleotides long. Its product is annotated as probable tRNA(His) guanylyltransferase. Gene Ontology annotation, biological process: tRNA modification. The transcript is spliced from 7 exons. The coding region runs from base 28 to 819 and encodes 263 amino acids. The record is from RefSeq and is a predicted model, not a curated record. Gene Ontology annotation, molecular function: magnesium ion binding; tRNA guanylyltransferase activity. NCBI's taxonomy places the organism in Eukaryota, Metazoa, Cnidaria, Anthozoa, Malacalcyonacea, Nephtheidae.
ACCAUAUAGUUGUAUAAUUCCCGACCAAUGGCGAAGAGCAAGUAUGAAUAUACCAGAAAAUUUGAAACCAAUGACAGUUGCUUGUUAAAUUGUUUUAUAGUUGUGCGUUUAGAUGGAAGAAAUUUUCACAGAUUUUCAGAUAGUCAUGAAUUUGAGAAGCCAAAUGAUGCAAAUGCAUUGAAUUUGAUGAACAGAUGUGCAUUGGAAGUGAUGAAAGAAUUCCAAGAUCUCAUUCUGGCUUAUGGACAGAGUGACGAAUAUAGUUUUGUCUUUAAACGAAGCACAACUUUAUUUAAACGUCGAGCAAGCAAGCUCAUGACAAACUUGGUUUCCUACUUUGCAUCGAGUUAUGUGUUUUACUGGUCUGAAUAUUUCAAGGAUAAAAAUUUAAAAUAUCCACCAACUUUUGAUGGCAGAGUUAUUCUAUAUCCUAGUGAUGCAAAUCUAAAGGACUAUCUUAGUUGGAGACAGGCAGACUGUCACAUCAAUAACCUUUACAAUACAUGCUUUUGGAAUCUUGUAAAAAUUGGAGGUCUAAGCCCGGAUGAUGCAGAGAAACGACUUUGUGGAACUGUUUCAGCUGACAAGAAUGAAAUUCUCUUCUCAGAAUUUAACAUAAACUAUAACAAUCUGCCGGAAAUGUUUAGAAAAGGCAGUGUGCUUUUGUGGGAGAAGGUAGAAAAGCCCAUCUCUAAAGGUGACUCAAUGUUGAAGGAUGGUACAUUGACUACGCGGGUUUAUCCCCAAGUGGUCACCUUACAUAUAGACAUAAUCAAAGAGGAAUUCUGGGAAACGCAUCCUAUGUUACUGGAAAGUUAAGGUGUUCAAUUUCCUCCAUCUAAAGGAUAACAAGGAGCCUCAAAGAAAGACCCAGGGUCAUGUUAAACCUUUAAACAUUCAUAGUGUGAAGAAUUGUGUACUUUUCAACUGUGAAAAACACCUCUCUUUAUGACACGUUCAUAUUAUAGAAGGCAAAGACAAGCGCAACACA